This is a messenger RNA of Austrofundulus limnaeus, 4033 nucleotides long. It is a transcript of the gene nkain2, whose product is annotated as sodium/potassium transporting ATPase interacting 2. Lineage: Eukaryota; Metazoa; Chordata; Actinopteri; Cyprinodontiformes; Rivulidae. The record is from RefSeq and is a predicted model, not a curated record. Gene Ontology annotation, biological process: regulation of sodium ion transport.
CUGCCCGCAAUUUCUCAGUGUUAUCAUCUUUUCCAAUGUCGACAUUGUAAAGUGUUUUUGUGAAUUAACGGAGCAGGAGGGUGACGGUUUUGACAGGAGCGGUGUUAUGGACCUGAUGGGGAGUCGAACCGGCGGAGGAACCUCUGAAAUCAUCCUCCACACCGGCUGCUGACACAUCGCAGGAUCCCUAUUGUCUCAGUGGAUAAGUCCCAGUGUUCAGAGUGAAAAACUCUAAUAGAGGCGGGUUGGAGAUGAAGAAGAGAGCCGCGUUUUGGUGGAGGAUGCUGCCGCUACAUGUCUGUGACUCCCCCUGAGAGAAGAGGAGAGCAGCCAGUCUGGGGGAGGAAAUUAAAAAAAAAAAAAAGAAAUAAAAAAGGAGACAGAGACCACUUCCACUUGUUUUCUCCACCUUAAAUUAGGCUCUUUUAAUCACACACAAGUGGCGCUUAAUCGGAUUAUUCAAGCGAGCGAUCUGAGAGAUUGUGGUAUUAUCUCCAGCUAAGAUCUCCAUCUGUCUGUUUUGAUUUUCCAGCGUCCAAGUAAAGUGGCUGCUGUGGAGGAUUGUGUGCCAUUUCAACACGGAUAAGGAUGCGACUGAACGAAGUGAUCCGGAUUAUUGGUCCAGUAGGUGAUGUCUGGACAAGUGGACCCUGAGCAGGUGUAACCUUUUUAAUCUUAAUUGCAAAUGUUUUUUUUUAUUACAUCAGAUUGUUUUGAUUAGUUCUGCAUUAAAGGGAAUCUGCAGCAAACCUGCCGAUUAUUCAGUGGAUACAUCAUUUGUGGACUUCAAUUGACCCCUAAUCCCACCUCUCUGURAUCCCUGACCUGUUGGAAAAUCAGAGAACCACUUCAGACUUCCUCGAACAUCUGAAUAAAAUCAUCACCUUUGAUUGCUCUGAGCACCAGAGGGAACUGAGGCUCUGUUUCUCUGAGGCCGGUCUGCCGGUGCUUCUCUCUGGGCUUCAGCCAAACGGGCCCUCUGUGGAAGGGCUGGAGAGAUUUUUGGAGAGUUCCUGCUCCACGUGGACCUCUGCCCAGAGGGCGGAGGACAUCAUGGGGUGCUGUAGUGGCAGGUGCACCUUGGCCUUCAUCUGUGGCAUGCAGCUGGUCAGUGUGUUGGAGCGUCAGGUGAUCGACUUCUUGGGCUACCAGUGGGCUCCCAUCCUGAUCAACUUCCUGCACAUCAUCGUCGUCAUCCUCGGCCUGUUCGGCACCAUCCAGUUCAGGCCAAAAUAUAUCACUGGGUACGCAGCCUGGCUCGUCGUGUGGAUGACCUGGAAUGUUUUCAUCAUUUGUUUCUACCUGGAGGUUGGAGAUCUGUCUAGAGAGUCUGACCUUGUCCUGACGUUCAACCUGUCCAUGCAUCGCUCCUGGUGGAUGGAGAAUGGCCCUGGGUGCCGGGUGACACCCAUCACCCCUCCUCCCUCCUGGGCACCCGAGGACCACCGAUAUAUAUCUAUAUCUGGCUGCCUGCUGGACUUUCAGUUCAUAGAAGUGGCUCAUUCCUCACUGCAGAUACUGCUGGCUUUAGUGGGCUUCAUCUACGCCUGUUACGUGGUCAAGCUCAUUUCUGAAGAAGAAGAUAGUUUUGAUUUUAUAGGAGGAUUUGACUCCUAUGGUUACCAAGGUCCUCAGAAGACUUCCCACCUCCAGCUACAACCCAUGUACAUGUCAAAAUAAACCUGGAAGCUYGUGGAGACGAGCUGCCUCACCAACAGCUCAGAGCCCUGCUUUCCCCACUCUGACCCUCGCUUAACAAAYACAGACACACGAGUAGACAGAGAACAGAUGAUACUCUGCGAUUUCCAAAUCCAACCACCUGGAAAUUUUCGAUCAGAUGUGCUUCUUCUGGUUCCGUCUGCUAGUUGAUGAAACACUGACACYGUGUGGCUGAGAGUGGUAACUGCAGGAGCCACACUGAGACGAUUUGUCUUUAUUACGGAUAACUCGCUCCCCUUUUUAUUCAUUUAUUUAUUUUGUUUCUGUUUUUGGUGGAUAACAGCGUCCCAAAGGAAACCAAAGGGGCGCAAAGAGGCAGAAACUCACUGGUGGUGUGUUUCAUCAGGACUUCCAGGASAGUGAGAGUUCUGCUGUGGGAAAAUGUUUAGAAAGAAUCCCAGAUUUGUUGAGUACUGGUAAAGUUUUACGCAUUUGACCAAAGACUGAAAAAAAAACAGUUCCUGAAGCCACAGCUGAACCUGUUUAACUUUUCUUUGGGACUAUUUUUCGCUCUUGGUGCCUGACACAUAACUUUCUGGACAUUCAGCGAGGGGGACCUGCGUACCGAUCCAAGAAUGUUAGACAUCUCUUUUUUUUCUACUUGUCUUUUUGGUGUGUUUGGGAUCUCACUGCAAGUCGGGGCCUCCAAUUUGAGCACAUCGUUUGCUCUCUGCUCCGUUGUUUCAUGAAUGUUCACYAAUGGCGCGUUGCGUUGCCUCGUACCGCCUCGUACGUGCAUGUGGACAAGACACUAACAAGCAAGCAUAACUGAUCUAUCCCUCUUCUUUUCUUCUGCUAAUGUGAACCGUAAUGUUUACAAAAAGUAAUUUGAGACWGGACAUUUUGAAGAUSUAACGGAUUAGGAUUGAGGAUUUGUUUUUUUGUUUCUGUCUGUGCUGUUGAAAUAUUUUGUCUUCCACUUGAGACCGUCAGAGGUAGAUGGAGAGAGAGAGAUCUGGGCUGUCCUCCUCAGUCACAUCUCUGAGCAGGCUGCUAUUUCUCCUCUUUAGUUUUUAAUAUUCAUUCGUGAUACAAUAUGAAUAAUAAUAUUCAUUCAAAGCAGCUCUAUGGUGCUGCAGGGCCCACUGACAGAAGACAAUCACAGUCAGAGCAGCUAAAGUCUUCACAUAAACAUGAGACAAGAACUGUUUGUUGAAAGAAAAAAACAAUGAUAGUCUUCUAAAUUGAACUGUUUUAGUAUUUAUUACCACUGAGACUGAUAGCUGGUAAAACACUACCUACAGGAGGAAAAGCAGUCCUCGGUGGUCCUACAUCCAUCCUCGCUGGUAGACUAUUUUUACUCCUUUGAGAAGAAAAGACCAAGCAGCUUCCUUCUGUCACCCCGCAACUCGAUUUUUAAAAACGUGCCAACCACUUCACGGACCUGUUUAGCCCCAGAUCGGGACCAAAAACACGUCUAGACAUCAAUUUGCAGGGUUUCCAUAUAAGGAAAUUGGACAACAUUUGUGUUGUAUUCACUGGACCAAAAGUCUUAAAGCCUUCUCUUAUUUUUAUUUUUUUUAUUUUUUUUUGUUGCUGAGGAACACUUCAGGGAGACUUCUGGUAACAUUAAAAAAAACCAGCGCAGUUUCCACCACCUCCAUCCUGCGGUUAUCUUCAGCAGAUUAUUUGUUUUGUAACAAAACUUUGGGUUUAGGUUUCCGAGUCGCUCCGAGACAGGAUUUUGUGUGUUUGCAUGAGGUGUUUCCAAACUGUUGCAUAUUUAAUCUCAUGCUGCGUGUGAUUAACUAGCUUUGUACAAAAAAAAAAAAAAAAAACAAACAAAAACAAAAACAAAAACACAAAACCACAACACCUGGAACUGUUUGGUUUCUUGGAUGCUCCUCGAUUCUCUUUAAAGAUUCUUAAAUGUGAACUUUGUGGGUUUUUUUCUAUAAAUAAGAGUCUGAAGUGUCUGUGGAGUUAAGGAGAAAACUAGCGACUGGUAUGUAAAAAGAAAUGUAACUUUGAUCUUCUAGACGUUUUUUACUCACAUGUGGCCGUGUUUACUGUUUUUUCUAGUUGACUAAUACUGUAUGAUGUUGUGUAAAAGUGGGACUUUUUUGUUUUAUUUCUUCUAACUGUACAGAGUAUUUAAAACGAGGGAGUACGAGGACAGUGGGAGAGAAAAAAUCAGUUGCACUACAUUCUGUAAUCCUGUAAACGUUUGCAAUGGUCGUCGAGUGGAGUUUUUCUCCGUUUGUCAUCUUUGGGUCUCACGUGUAAAAGGAUUCAUGUAUUCUCAUCAGACUGAUGAGCUAAUGGCUAUAAGUCUGAAAACAGAAGUGAAUUAAAGCAACUUUAAACUCAAAAA